This is a messenger RNA of Pogonomyrmex barbatus (red harvester ant), 1212 nucleotides long. RefSeq lists its product as uncharacterized. The record is from RefSeq and is a predicted model, not a curated record. Lineage: Eukaryota; Metazoa; Arthropoda; Insecta; Hymenoptera; Formicidae.
UAUCGUUUAAUCGAUUGAAGUCACAUCGUAUCCGCAUUUACCGCCAUUUUCAUUAUGAUCAGUUCAGAAAAGACUCACUAUAUUCUUCGAAUUAGUGUGAUUUAUUAUUUUCUUUUAUUUGUUGUUUCACACUCAUGGAAUCUAACUUCACUAAACAUAACGGACGAUAUUCUGAUAUGGAGGUUUACUGUAUGGAGAAAUCGCGCUUUUUUAGCAAUUCCCAGAACAACAAACAGAAAGGAGGAAGGAUGGAAGCCAACAUUAAUAGAAGUUUCUUGGCCUGAAAUUAAUUCUAAUUUGCCAUCAAACAUCGCAAAUGCAGCAACCUCUUCAAAGAUUUUUCCUAAAAAAAGAUCUUCAAAGUGUGAUUAUGAAACUGUCAUAUCUGUAACUGGAUUAGAUGUAGAUGCUCGAGGACAAUUAUGGAUUCUAGACGUACCCGAUAGAUACAAUUAUUCACCUCGAAUCCUUAUUUAUGAUUUGAAACGAAACGAUCGAUUGGUAUCAUUCACCGAAUUGACUGAAAUACCUUCGAAACGAUUAAAGUCUCUCGUGGUCGACUCGUUUGAAUAUCAAUGGGGAUUUCGUGGGUAUAUCGCCGAUGCCGGUGACGAAACGAUCGUUGUUUAUAGUUCGGGAUUACGCAAGUGGUGGAAAUUAAGAAUGUUACACGGACCUGAAAUUCCUUAUGUGGAAUCCACAGACCUCGCUUUUUCUCGGAGGAACUCGAUCUUAUACAUGACGGGGCAUGAUACACAUGACCUGUUUAGUAUUAAUCUGAAAAAAACUAGAACAGACGAAGUGUGGACUGCAAUUUCUCACGGAGAACAAAAUGUAACAGUGACUUGGCUUGGGAAAAAAUUAGGCUCUUCCAUGGGCCUGUUCUGCGACUUGAAAGAUGGCCUACACUAUUUUAUGACUUCAGAAAGAGCCAGCGUGCGAUGGGACACUAAGCUUCCUUUGAACGCGCAGAGUCAUUCGGUCCUGGUACAAAACGAUGACGUCCCGUGCAUAACUGAUUACAUAAUGGAUGCGCGAAGAAAUGUGUGGGGCUUAGUGAAUUUGAAAUGUCCCAACGCGAUGAAAAAAAUAUUUUUAGUAAUUCGACGCUUAAAUCUAGAAUAGUUAAAAUUCUAAAAAAUUCUUUCGCAUUCUAAUCAACAAUAUUAAUUGUAUUUUUUAUUUUAGUAAAUUGAAGAUUUCUUGAGAAGA